Messenger RNA from Biomphalaria glabrata, 6530 nucleotides. RefSeq names its product DNA replication ATP-dependent helicase/nuclease DNA2-like. The coding region runs from base 371 to 5803 and encodes 1810 amino acids. Gene Ontology annotation, biological process: replication fork reversal. The transcript has 32 exons. Gene Ontology annotation, cellular component: cytoplasm. Gene Ontology annotation, molecular function: 5'-flap endonuclease activity; single-stranded DNA helicase activity. The record is from RefSeq and is a predicted model, not a curated record. NCBI's taxonomy places the organism in Eukaryota, Metazoa, Mollusca, Gastropoda, Planorbidae.
UGACCUACAAAAUGUCUUCAAAGCAACCCUGUCAUACAAUUUCGCGCAUUUUCUAAACAACAAAAUCAAUAAAUAAAAAAAACAACUAAAGUUAGCAAGCAAAUGAUUAUUCUAGAUUUAAGACUGCUUUUGAGUUAAGUCACAACAGAAAAAUACACAUAAAUUGUAAAUACAACAGGUGUAGACACAACAUAAAGAAUUCAUUCAGUGACGGUGAUAUAGUCUAUAGUCUGACCGAGUGAGAAAGGAAAAUACAGGAAUAUGGGCAGCAAGCUAGAACUUAUUGAACAAAUACUUUCCUAGAAUUUCUGCAUCAAGUGAGAACGCUUCCAUUAAUACAAGACAGAUUUUUUCAUAUAAAUUUUAGAAAAUGAGCAAAUCAAAGGCUUCAAAAUCAAAGGUUCCAGAAAGUCAACUUAAGAUUUCAACUUUCUUUGGGAGAAAGGCAGCAGUUACAAAACCCACCAGCAAACUUUUCACUAAUAUUACUACAGCUCCAGUAAAUGGGAGUAAGAAGAGGGAGUUGAUGUCAGGUCACGAUCACAAUGCUCAUCUUAAACAAAAUCAACUUCAAGCAAAAGGUAAAGAAAACAUUUCAGUGAUUUGCAUUGAUGAUGAUGAUGAUGAUGAUGACAAUGACAUUGCAAAUGAGAGUGUGAAGAAGUCACCUACAGAGAGUUUUGAUAAUUCUUGUGCCAUUGAAGCCAAGUCCAUCAGUUUAACUAACGUUGAAACUAGUUUACCUCAGUCUCCUUUCACUCCUACCAAAUCUGGCAACCAACUUCGUAGCACGAGUGGCAACAGCCCUGACAUAAUUUGUGAUACUCCAGGGGAAGACACUCUGCUCUCUAGUAGGCCUAGAAAAACUUUCUCGAGUAGAAGUUUUCUCCUAUCUUCUGAUUCCCUUUGUGCCCCGCCUGGUAAGAAACAGUUACAAACAUCAUUCAAGAAACGAAUGGGUAAAACAUUUCAAAGCAUCAGCGUUCAGUUUAAUCCAACUUGCACAAAGUUUACGGGCAGUGAAACAACGGGAAUCAACAUUGCUGAAGAUAUUUCUUUUAGUAGUGAGUGCGACAAUUCUGAUGGCAAUCAAAGUGUUUCAGAAUCUUCAGUCUUGCCAAAGCCGGACACGAUUGGUCUAAACACGAAGGAAUCGCAUACUGAAAAAUAUAACCUUGGCAAUGCAAAUAAUGCUAUGCCAAACUUGGUCCAGCCUUUCAAGAAUAAUUUGCCUGACAAAAAUAUUCAGGACAUUGUUUUGCAAGAAGGAAGACAGUGGAAAGAAGUUAAUCUGGAUGACAUUUUAAAACCAAGUGAGGAGAGUAGAUAUAACAAUGAAUCAUUUAAUCAAGAUUGUCUUGAUUCUAAGGAGGCUUGUGCUAAGAACCUGCUGAAGUCCAACACAACUGCUUCAUCUUCUGGUAAAUUAACAGUCUUGAAAACUAAGUCAUGGUCAAAGUCGGACAAUAAUUAUUCCACUUUACAAGUACAAAAUAAACCAGCGGCAAAACUUUUAGAUGCUCUAGAAAAUCCUGAAAUGAAAGCUGAUCAAACUGAAACCUCCAAGUGGAUCAGUAGACAACUGAUGCAACACAUAACGGAUAGCAGCAGUUUGGUGAACAUGGGGGAGGUAACUGUUGCUGGUGAUAACCAAAAAGACACCACUCCUAAAAAAGUUUAUGAAGGCUCCCGACUUACCAUAAAGAGACAAGCUAAACCUGGGUCAUCCCCCUCUUCGAAACGUCUGCCUCAAGGUGGCACUGCUAGCUUAAAAGAUGAGAAAAUCCCCGGCAAAGAUUUGAACAUGGCGUCGUGUCUACAUAUAGAUCACGUUAAACGAGCUCUGUGUUUAGAAGACGGAAUACAUGAGGUUGAACUCAAUGGGUCCAGUGAAAGACGAAGCAAGUUUACCAAAGAGCGAGCUUAUCAGUUUGGUUUGAAAGAGAAAGACACAUCUUCUACUGGAGAUAACAAAGUUACUCUUAAAAACGAUAAAGAUUUAGCAGAAUUGUUAAAUUCAAUAUCGCCAUCAAUAGUAAACCAUGCUAAACACAGUUCAAUGGCAAUAAAGAAACCUUCAAAACUUAGCAUUGCCACUGAAGGUAAAAAAAAUCUUGUUGAAAAGAACAAGAUGGAUAUUUUAGACAUGCAGAAAACCAGAAAUUUAAAUGCCAGUGAUAUGGAAAUGUUGGAUCAGUUGUUCGGUCCGGAGGAAGACAGUGAACCAAUCAGUACCCAGGUUCGUUUAACAGACACGCAGACUAAGGUCUUAGGAAAUUUAGAAAAACAACAACGUUUGUUUAAUAAUGAGGUUAUAGUUAUUGAUGAUUUAGAGUCUCCUACAAAACAAGACUGUAUUGAAAUUUUUGAUAGCAUGGAAGUAGUUAUUGCCCCUGAAGAUGAUGGCAUAGUGAGAUCAUUGCCUGCAAAUGAUAUGGAUCAUAAACGUAAAAAGGGGGAUAAUCCCAGAAAAGAUGAAACUAAAACAAGUCAAGAAACGGAGCCAACUGACAUAGGAUGUGAAAGCAAUAGUGUUGAUCCAUUGGCUGACAGGAUCAAGGCUGUGGGGUUUGAGUCACUUGAAAUGUUGGACAACUCCACUCUUAGUAUGAACAGCCCUGCUGUUGGUAUAAACAGCUCUGCUGCUGAUCUAGGCCAGGAGGAUGUCCAGCUAAAAUUACUUGAUGAUUCCCAUAUCAUUAAGCCAGAUAGUGAAGAGUUUAACGAUGAAAUGCUUCACUUCUCUCUAGAUGUUUUUGAUGACUGUGAUAAGAACUUACAAACAUCAAAAUCCACUAAAUUCAAUGGAAUACUUCAAAAGGAGUUUAGGUUCACUGACCUUUGGCAGAGAUUUACUGUGACAGAUGUUUCUUAUGACAGUAAAAAUGAUGAGAAAGUUCUUAGUUUGUCAAGUGAUAAAACUAAUCAGCAAUGUAGCUGUGUCUUGAGAGGCUUUUGGGUUGACACGAUAGUAGCGAAAAAUGAUGUAGUAAAUAUUAUUGGAGAGUUUGAAAAUGGCAAGUGUGUUCUUACAGAUUGUAAUGGCCUACUUAUAGUUAAUCCUGAUCUACUGCUAUCUGGCACUUUGGUUGUGUCAUCAUUGUUCUGUGCUAGGAAGUCUGUGUUGAAAGAAAAAUUUCAAGGCAUAGAAAAAGGAAACAUCCAGAUGCUCUACGGCAGCAUCAUUCACAGCCUCUUUCAGCAAACAGUCAAAGAAAACAUCAGAGAUGAGAAGAAAAUCAUUGCCAAAGCUCAUUCUCUGCUCAAUUCCAGCAAGUUUUUACAUGAAAUGUACGGCCAAGGUGUCGAGGAAGCAAAAGUUAUGGAAGAAAUUACUAGCUACAUACCCUCACUGAUCACCUGGUUGAAGAAGCAUACAGAGUUCACAUGGCCGACAAAUCUAGGCAAACAAAGUGCUAAUGUUGUGGUUAAAGAGAUCCAUGACAUAGAAGAAAAUUUCUGGUCACCAAGAUUUGGUCUAAAGGGCAAGAUUGACAUGACUGUUAAAGCAGAACUGAAGAGUGCGAAUACCUCAAGUGAAAUUAAAAUUUUACCUUUGGAGCUUAAAACAGGCAAAGCAUCUUUCUCAUCAGAGCAUAAAGGGCAAGUGACAUUGUAUUCAAUGAUGUAUUCUGAUCGAAGGAGGGAGCCAGACGAGGGGAUCCUACUCUAUCUAAAAAAUGGAGACAUGCAAAUCGUCCCAGCUAAACCAGAAAGUAAAAGUGGCCUGAUACAACUUAGAAAUCAGCUAGCUCACUAUUUGAACAGUCAGGUGCAACGAGAAACAUCAGAGAACAAUUCUGUGACCUAUUCUCUGGGCCAACUGCCUCAACCUAUUAACAAUCCACGUUUUUGUGGCAAUUGUUCCCAGUUGUUGAACUGUAGUAUUUAUCAAAGAUCAGUAGAACAAUGUGCUCCCAGCAAAGAUGAAAGCAUGAAUUCACUUCUAGAUGAAGCCAUAUCACACCUGGACUCAGAAGAAUUAGCUUAUUACAAGUAUUGGAUGCUGUGCUUAGAUUUAGAAAUGAUCAAGAAAAAUCCAAAAGAAAUUUGGUGUCGCUCCAGUAGUGAAAGAGAACAAAAUGGAGAUUGCAUUCAGAAUUUGUCCAUCACUGAUUCUACGCUGGGGAUCCCAGACUCUCAAUUUCUCACAGAAGGGGAAGGUUGUUCCUUAACCUUUACACGUGAAUCAGGCCCACCUCUCAAUGCUGUGGGAUUCACUUCUGGAGAUCUGGUAGUUGUCAGCAGUGAGGAUGGCAGAUAUAUUGCUCUGACUACAGGGUUUAUACGCAACAUCACUUCAAGCUGUGUUGAAGUUGUUGUAGACAGGGACUACCUUCAUGACACCAGUCAUUUUGAAAACCUGAAAUUUCGAUUGGACAGAAAUGAUGGACUGAGUACAUCAGGAUAUUUGUAUACAAAUAUGUCAAGGUUAAUGGAGUCGUCUGCUAAAAUGAAACGUUUGAGAGAACUUGUUAUAAAGAAAAGUCAGCCUCACUUUGAGUUGAAACUUUCCAAAUCUUUAGUGGAGAGAGUGAAACCAAUAUUCAAAUUAUUAAAUAAACCACAGAGGUCUGCCAUUUUGAAAGUUUUGAUGGCCAAGGAUUAUGUUUUGAUCAAAGGUUAUCCUGGCUCUGGUAAAACUUCAACAAUUGUUGCCUUAGUGAAAAUAUUGCACCUUAGUGGUCAGUCAGUACUGUUAACUAGUUUCACUCAUUCUGCAGUGGACAACAUUCUUCUGAAAUUAAAGCAGGAUGGUGUCAGGUUCUUAAGGCUUGGAAGAAAAGGUCGCAUUCAUGCUCAAAUUUUGCCGUACUCUGCUGAAGUUGUCUCCACCUCCCCCGAUGUUAAGGAUGUACAGAAACUCAAGUCAUUGUAUGAUUCAUAUGACAUUGUAGCCACCAGCUGUUUAGGAAUCAACCAUCCCAUCUUCAACCACCGGAAGUUUGAUGUGUGCAUUGUGGACGAAGCUUCUCAGAUUCUACAACCGGCUUGCAUGGGGCCCAUUUUUUAUAGCAGCAAAUUCGUGUUGGUUGGAGAUGCCAAGCAGCUGCCUCCAAUUGUGCAGUCUAAAGAAGCCAAAAAUUUAAACAUGGAUGAAAGUCUUUUCUCCAGAUUGGAAAAUUGCGGGGCCACGUUUGACCUUAACUUACAGUAUCGCAUGAACAGAGUCAUCAUGGAACUUAGUAACAAGCUGGUUUACAGAGGAAAGCUUGAGUGUGGAAGUUUAGAAGUAGCAAAUAAAACUCUCGACAUUGACCUAGAAGAAAUUCAGACUAGCCCAAACUGGAUGAAAGAAGCACUGUCUCCUUUGCUAGAAAAGUCGGUGAUUUUUCUGGAUACACAACAGAUGCUGUCAACAGAAACAGUGGAUGGUAAAGGUUUAAUAAACACUGGGGAAGCUGAUCUGGUCAUCAACCUGCUGUUGACUCUUAUAAGGGCAAAUGUAAAUCCUGAAGUUAUAGGAGUCAUUGCCCCUUACCGAUCACAAGUCAAAUUAAUUCAGUUCAAAGUUCAAGGUUAUGAAAAUCUGGGGGAAGUAGAGGUCAACACAGUGGAUCAGUAUCAAGGAAGAGACAAGAAUGUCAUCAUAGUUUCAUUUGUCCGUACCAAGAAUGAUAACAUGGGAGAACUGUUGAAAGAUUUGAGACGUUUAAAUGUGGCCAUGACGAGAGCAAAACACAAGCUGAUUUUCGUUGGCCAUGUGAAGACUUUACGCUCCUACGAGCAUAUGGCUCAGAUCAUUUCUCACUUGGAGGAAAGCAAGAAUAUAUUAUCUGUUCCAGAGGUAUUUCAGGUUUAACAAUUUUAGAAUAGAUAUUUGCUGGAGUCCUAUAUAUUGAAAAAUAUAUUGAAUUGUAUAUAUUUAAUUUUUAAAUUUUAUGAACUGUAUUAAAUUAUGUGGGUUUUUUUCUUGUACCUAAAUUGUUUAUAAUCCUCUGCAUUGAUUUUGUUUAUGUAAUCCUAGAGGGAGACAUGGUGGUUGAGUGGUAAAGCCCUUUACUUCUGAACUGGACAACCCGGGUUUGAAUUCUGGAUUUUAAAUUUCGGGAUCUUUAGGGCACUUUGGAGUUUACCCAACUCUAAUGGGUACCUGACAUUAGUUGGGGAAAAGUAAAGGCCGGCCAGUUGGUCAUUGUGCUGGCCACAUGACACCCUUGUUAACCCCAAGCCUCAGAAACAGAUGACCAUGUCACAUCAUCUGCCCCAUAGAUCUCAAGGUCUGAAAGGGGAACUUUACUUUUUAACCCUACUAGAAAUAGGCAAUGACUAUUGAACACAAACUGUAUUAAGUUAAAGGUACUUUUUAAAUUACUGGUAUUAUUUUUUAAAGUAAACAAUAAGUCAAACUACUUCACAUUCAUAGCACUAAUAUCUGAGGUCAAAAGUUGACAACUUUACUCAAGACCUUUGGCUUGUUAGUAUAUUUUAAAUAGUGAACCAGAGUAUUUUUUUUACAAAGUAGGCAGCAAGUUAUACAUUUUUCACAUUAUUUAUUUGAAAUAAUAAAAUGUUGAUAUCACUCAUAA